AUGUCUUACGGCGGAGGACGGAGACGUUCGACGGGCGACGCGAGCAGCACCUAUCUGUUCGCUGAUUCGGGUGGUCGCGGGGCCGAGGGCCUGGCGGGCCGCGAGACAGAGGGCGAGCCCACCGCGCACGAGCUGAUCGCCUCCGACGACGACCCGCGGGCCUACCACCGCGCCCCCUACCGCCCCCACUCGGUCCUCACCGGCGACUUUGGCUGGGGCCGCCAGAAGAAGAAGGAGACCACCACCUCCUCGACCACUUCGACCACGACAAAGGUCGAGGCGGCGCAUCCGCCCAAGCCGGGGCCGUCGGACCAGAAGAAGUGA
Molecule: messenger RNA, 324 nt
Organism: Acanthamoeba castellanii str. Neff
Lineage: Eukaryota; Discosea; Longamoebia; Acanthamoebidae
Exons: 1
Coding region: 1-324 (107 amino acids)
Source: RefSeq, a predicted model, not a curated record